AUGGAGCUCACCUUCACAUUUGUGGAGCUCAAGACGGCCACCAAGAACUUCCCGCCGGACAGCGUCCUCGGCGAAGGUGGGUUUGGGAGAGUCUACAAAGGGUGGGUGGAUGAGAAGACGAUGGCCCCGACCCGGAACAACACUGGCAUGACUGUUGUCGUCAAGAAGCUCAAUUCCAAGAGCAUGCAGGGUUAUGAGCAAUGGCAAGGUUUGAAAAGGUCGCAGCAACAUAACCAGUCAGUGUUCUCAUGUCAGGACGUCGAUCAUUUUGCAAGAAAAUUAUCAAGCAAUAGCAACUGCCGUUUCAAGGCAGGGGUGAUCAGCGAUGAAAUGCUUGCUAGUUCCUACCACUGCUAUUACUACAAACUGGCAAGGCCACAGUGUAAUACUGUGUAUAGAGAGGUCUGA
Molecule: messenger RNA, 408 nt
Organism: Miscanthus lutarioriparius
Lineage: Eukaryota; Viridiplantae; Streptophyta; Magnoliopsida; Poales; Poaceae
Source: the annotation of a GenBank genome assembly